Molecule: messenger RNA, 2280 nt
Organism: Callorhinchus milii (elephant shark)
Lineage: Eukaryota; Metazoa; Chordata; Chondrichthyes; Chimaeriformes; Callorhinchidae
Product: ethanolamine kinase 1
Exons: 8
Coding region: 52-1134 (360 amino acids)
Biological process (GO): phosphatidylethanolamine biosynthetic process
Cellular component (GO): cytoplasm
Molecular function (GO): ethanolamine kinase activity
Source: RefSeq, a predicted model, not a curated record
UGGGCGGGGCCGCGCAGCCUCAGUGAGUGUUUGGGAGCGCGCAGUGAAGCCAUGGCCACCUACAUCCACGUCCCCCCGGCGGCUCCCGCCGUCCUCAAGCUGCAGCUCACGGUGGACGAACACGACUUGGGGGCCGGCGCCGUGAGGAUCAUCCGGGAGCUCAGGCCUCACUGGGACCCGGCGGAGGUCAAGCUCAAGCUCUUCACAGAUGGUAUUACAAACAAGCUUGUCGGUUGUUACGUUGGGGAUUCAUUUGAAGAUGUUGUCUUGGUGAGGGUAUAUGGCAACAAAACCGAGCUGCUUGUAGAUCGGGAAAAUGAGGUGAAGAGUUUUCGUGUCUUUCAUACUUAUGGUUGUGCACCUCGGCUGUACUGCACCUUUCAGAAUGGGCUGUGCUAUGAAUUUGUGGAAGGAACUGCACUAGAUCCGGAAGAUGUCAGAAGCCCGUCAAUUUUCAGACUCAUAGCAAGACAGCUGGCGAAGAUCCAUUCAAUUCAUGCACAUAAUGGUUGGCUUCCGAAACCAAAUUUAUGGUUGAAACUGGAAAAAUAUUUUGCCCUUGUUCCCACAGAGUUAACAGAUGUCCAUGCAAAUGCAAGGUUUCAAAUGGAAAUCCCAGGCCGUUGGGAGUUAGAACAAGAGCUAGCUUGGAUGAAGAAAUGUCUCUCUUCUCUUGGCUCACCGGUAGUGCUUUGUCACAAUGACUUGUUGUGUAAAAAUAUUAUCUACAAUGAAAAAGAAGGUCAUGUGAAGUUCAUUGAUUACGAAUAUGCAAGUUACAACUAUCAGGCAUUUGACAUUGGGAACCAUUUCAAUGAAUUUGCAGGUUUAAAUGAAGUAAACUACAGUUUAUAUCCAGAUAAAACUGUACAGAUGGAAUGGUUGAGAACCUAUCUUGAGGCACUCAAAGAGUACAAAAGUUUUUGUACGGAUAUAACUGAGAAGGAAAUUGAAGUACUCUACAUUCAGGUUAACUUUUUUUCAUUGGCUUCCCAUUUCUUUUGGGCACUAUGGGCACUAAUCCAGACAAAAUAUUCAACAAUUGAUUUUGACUUUUUGGGAUAUGCAAUUGUACGGCUCAAACAGUAUUUCAAAAUGAAGCCUGAAGUCCUGGCCUUGAAACUGCCUGAAUGAAUAAGCAAUUCACCUCUUACUGUUUCAAUGACCUUAACAUCCUGAAUUAAUCGGCCGCAUUCCAAGCACAGUGCUGUUGGAAUGACUGAAAUUAAUGAUUGCUUGCAUACUCUCACAAAAGCAAGUCGGGGUUCAAAUCUGCCUCGUCAGUGCUAUAACUUGCUAACAAUCGUCUUGUAUGCCGUUAACUCUUAUUUUGAGAUCUGAAGUUAAAUGAUUCUUUGAGAGAACUAUGAUUCUUCAUUUGUUUAUCCUCCACAUACCUUGAGAUAGAUCCAUGGAGCAACUGGAGCACAAAUCACCAAGUAAUGCUUUGCUCUAGAGAUUAUACUCCUGAUGUGAAGUCAUGUGAAAAUUGCACGAUCAUUCCCAAAUUUGUACUGCAUAAAACACCUGCUCAAAGUAGCCAAAGUCGAUUUUGUUUCAUCCCAAUGUCAUCGCAUUCGGUAUAAAAAGUGUAUUUUGCCUAUUAAAAGUUGCACUAAUACAUUUUUAUACCACACUUUGAGAGAUUCACCUUACACUUUCCUAUUUUAACCUAAUUUGAACAAGCCUUUGUUAUGGUCUGGUUAGAUGCAGUUUUUAUGAAUAUGGGAUUGGUGGAAGAACAUGAUUUUCACAAUAACAUCAGGGUAUAACAGUUCCUGAUGCCUUUAAACCCCGGAAAAAAAUGUCUCAUCUGGUUAGAAGAUGGGUAUAUCCUAAAGAUAAUGUGGAGGGCAAACUGCAUUGAAAGAACGAGAAAGACCACAUUGAAAAUAGUUCCAUCUUUUUUGGAGCCAUAUAAUUUACAAAAAAAAACCUUGCAGUGCACCAAGUGAUAGUAUUUUUUCGGUUUAUUGUGUGCAUAUAAAUACUUGCCAGAACAAUGUCUCUAGUUAUUAAUUUAUUAACCGCUCGAGAAGCAAGUGUAACUCGGCUGUGUUAGACUUUCAGUACGGCCCACAGCUCUUCUGGUUUUUAAUUUGAAUAAUUCAGAACACUUGUGCUUCCUCAGCCGACAAGUCAUGUCUCUAUCUGUUAAUUUGUUGCUAAUACUACAUACAUACAGUUGGAAUGGUUUCAAAAUCAGCAGAUUAAGAUCAAACAUAAAACUGUCUCUGGGAUUUUCACGUGUAGGUGGGAUGCAUGGAAAUCUCAGUUUGG